Aspergillus campestris IBT 28561 is the source of this 1410-nucleotide messenger RNA. RefSeq names its product polysaccharide lyase family 1 protein. Bases 1 to 1410 code for a protein of 469 amino acids. The transcript is spliced from 3 exons. Lineage: Eukaryota; Fungi; Ascomycota; Eurotiomycetes; Eurotiales; Aspergillaceae. Gene Ontology annotation, molecular function: pectate lyase activity. The record is from RefSeq and is a predicted model, not a curated record.
AUGGCGUUCUUGCUGGCUCUCGUCGCUGGAACUUCAUUGUUCGGCGCCUCAGUGCAGGCUGCUCAAGGAGUCAGUGGUACGCCUUUCGGCUUUGCCAACCAAGCCACCGGCGGUGGCGAUGCUGUGCCCGCGGCACCGAGCGACAUCGCCGAGUUGAAGGAGUGGCUGUCCGAUAGCACUCCGCGUGUGAUCCUUAUCGACAAGGAGUUCGAUUUUAUUGACAGCGAAGAUACCUGCACAGACUGCGAAUGCUGCAUUCCCGAGUCCAACACUUGCGGCGAUAAGGGUCAGAAUGCCAUCAAGACCGAGGGAUCCGACUGGUGCGGUAGCUAUCCGAGCAUCAAGUGCACAUAUGAUAACGCCGGUUUGGCAGGCAUGGAGGUUGCCUCGGACAAGUCGAUUGUGGGUGUGGGCAGCGAGGGUGUGCUGAAGGGCAAGGGUCUGCGUCUGGUCAAUGGCGCCGAAAACGUCAUCAUCCAGAACAUCCACAUCACGAACCUGAACCCUCAGUAUAUCUGGGGCGGCGACGCCAUCUCGCUGGAUGGCACUGACAACAUCUGGAUUGAUCACGUCAAGGUGUCCCUGGUUGGUCGCCAGAUGUUCGUGUCUGGUUUCGAGUCCAGCGGCAGCGUGACUAUCUCUAACAGCGAAUUCGACGGCCAAACCGAGUGGUCAUCUUCGUGCGACGGCAACCAUUACUGGACAGUGCUUGGUCUUGGAAAGGGAGACAAGGUCACCUUUGCCAACAACUUCAUCCACCACACCUCCGGCCGCUCCCCCAAGCUCGAGUACGACAGCCACUGGCAUGCUUACAACAACUACUGGUCCAGCAACACCGGCCACGCCUUCGACGUCGGCGAGGGUGCCAACGUUCUCAUUGAGGGCAACGUCUUCGAAGAGGUCAACACUCCCUUCCAGGAUGAGAGCAAGCCGGGCGCCAGCUUUGCUGUCGGUUCGAGCGAACAGUUAUCUGCCUGCGAGUCUGCUCUGGGUCGGGCUUGUGUUGCCAACAUCCUCACUCAGUCAGGCGAGCUGUCUGCCAGUGAUGACUCUGUUCUCUCCAACUGGCCAUCCGGCGAGGGUGAGAUCACCGUUGCCGAUGUCAGCGAGGUGAAGUCGCUGGUCAUGGCCAAUGCUGGCGUUGGAAAGCUGGCAUCGUCGGCCAAUCUUGGCAAGCGCGUUCUCCCCCCGGGCGGUCCGAACUUUCUUCCUCCCUCGGAGGGUGGCCUGGGAGCUGACGGAUUCCCCGUUCCGCCAACCCCAACCUGGACUACCAUCACCAGGACCCCCACUCCCACGCCUACCAGAACUCCUACUCCCACCCGCACCCCGACCCCUACCAGCAUGCCCACCCCCUCUGGCAAGCCCACCUCAGGAGCGCUGCCCGGUUUCAGCUGGGUUGGUUGGUAA